This is a messenger RNA of Phragmites australis (common reed), 703 nucleotides long. RefSeq lists its product as uncharacterized. Gene Ontology annotation, biological process: endoplasmic reticulum unfolded protein response. The transcript is spliced from 4 exons. Lineage: Eukaryota; Viridiplantae; Streptophyta; Magnoliopsida; Poales; Poaceae. Gene Ontology annotation, cellular component: endoplasmic reticulum. The coding region runs from base 1 to 504 and encodes 167 amino acids. The record is from RefSeq and is a predicted model, not a curated record.
AUGGGCCCCCGUUCCAGCCACAGCCAGAGUAGUGGUUGGGUCGGUGGUGGCCGCCUAGCCCUCGUUCUGCUCGGCUGUGGGACAGGUUUUCGUCCCACGGAAAACGUGAGGGGGUUCGCCGCUCCAGGUCACGAAAACCCGACGACGCGCAGCACGGCUUCGGACACCUCGCACACGGUCACAUUUGACCUCGCAUACCCGUCCCCGUCUCCCGAUUCCUCCGUGCGAUCCGCUCCGCGCCCACUCGUCCUCCGUCGCCCGCCGCGUCCGGCUGCGGCGACCCGACCAGCGUCAGUCGCCAUGACUACCUCAAGGCGUCUUGCUGAUAGGAAAAUAGCACGAUUUGAGAAGAAUAUCACAAAGAGGGGUGCUGUUCCUGAGACAGUCAAGAAAGGAAAUGAUUAUCCGGUUGGACCUAUUUUGCUUGGUUUUUUUGUCUUCGUUGUCGUUGGGUCAUCUCUCUUUCAGAUCAUAAGGACAGCCACAAGCGCUGGUCUAUUCUAAGGAGAAUGGUCGUCUCCUUAUAGGUUCUCGUUAGUCCAGCAACAAGGUUCAUAUAUGCAGUUUGUUACUUAGAAAGAAAAGUGUAAGGCAUAGCUGGUACUCUAUGAUGUUAACUUAUACUAUUGUACUGUGGAGAAUCUAAUUUAUAUAGAGUCAGUAUCUAAUAUACUGUCAACCUGUGUCACUCGGGUGAUUGGAA